AACAACACGGCUGCGUGGAUUUACCAUUUUCUGUACAUUUAAAGUGUGUUCUGUAUUUUGGAAUCACUGCCCCUCAGACCAGGCUUUCAAACACCAAAUUCAAAACAUGGUUCAUGAGGAACGAAAAUCUUUUCCUCAUAAGUCCUGUGUCUUUGUGUUCCACUGUAUGAGAAUGUGCAGAUAUUUUUUUAUACGACUCUGUGUUAACUACUCUGCUACUACUUCCACUACUCUUUCGUAUAUAACCCAAAAGACAAUCAGGUUAAAUAAAAUAUAUAUAAAUGAAGAAUUAUUAGCAGUUGUUGUAGAUGGACAUGAAAAAAGAACAAAUCACCAGGAAGAGUGAUUUUGGAUAUUUGCUCUGUUUACUGUAAACGGUGAUUCAACACUAACAGACCUUUGCUGUAACUAAUAUUAAAAGACAGAAAUGCUUUUUUCUUCCACGUGUUGUAUAUUACAGCAACAAAUAAAAUCCGUAAUAUUCUUCUCUGUGACACUACAGAUUUUUGGGGAUUUCAGGGUUUUCUAUUUUAUGUGUGUGUGUGUGUGUGUGUGUGUGUGGGCAGACUCUGGCCACCGACCAAAGGUUUCGUCUUGCCUAACUCUGGCUUGUCAUCGUUUGCCCUUUGUGUCAGCUUGCUUGUAGAUCCACAAGGAGAUCUGACUCAAGGCUGCGCGAUCCCCGUAACCCGGAGUGGAACAUGGACAAAGAAUUGGGUGUGACUCUGCUGCUGGUGCUGCUUCUCUGUCACAAAGGCAACACAGAGUUGCAAAGCUCUUGUCCUUACAGAUGCCAGUGUUUCACUCCGGUUCAAGUACUGUGCGCAGAUGAACGGAUGACCUAUUUGCCCAGUAACAUGUCCAAGCAGGUCACGGACUUUAUAGUAAUGACAUCAGCCUUGGCGCACCUGUACCCUCGCACUUUAGAGGAGAGCCCCCAACUCAGCAAGCUUGUCUUCUUAAACAACGUGCUGCGGAGUGUUCACUCUCAGGCUUUCCAAAAUCUGACUGAGCUGAGGGAGCUGGAGAUCAGUGGAAACCCCUGGCUGGAGCAUUUACUCCCGGGAACUUUUUCAAAUCAGACACACUUGACAAAACUGCUGCUCAACUUCAACAGACUCAAGGUGGUGCUGCCCGGCAUGUUCGACUCCCUGAAACAACUAGAAACUCUGCAGAUGAAGGGGAACUUCCUAUCCGACCUGCCUUCAUCUCUUUUUCUGAACCUCCAAAACCUGAAAGUCCUGGACUUGUCACAGAAUAAGCUUGAAGAAGUGACAAGAGAGACAUUUUCUGGUCUGGCGAGGCUCGAGGUCCUGAAAAUGAACAACAACCUCAUUAGCAAUCUUACGUCUGACACAUUCCACAAUAUCUGUCAGCUCACAGAGCUUCACCUGGAAGGAAGUAGGAUAUCAGAACUCACUGAUGGCAUUUUCUCUGUGCUAACAAAGCUUAAUGUGCUGAACCUCCGUGGAAACCUUCUUACGACCUUCAGCGAUGAAGUGUUUGGAUUCAAGGCCUCAAAUCUGAAGGAGUUGAACCUCAAAGGCAACAGACUGACCGAGCUGUCCUCUCUCAGCCGCCUGACGUCUCUUACCCACGUUAUCUUGUCGUCCAACCAGCUCUCCAACCUUCCCGAAGACAUUUUUAGAAAUAUUUCCCUGCUGGAGAAUCUGGAUCUCUCUGAAAACCAGCUCACGUUUCUGCCUGAAAGAAUCUUCCAUGAUCUGCUUGGUUUAACAUCAAUCGACCUCCACAAGAACAAUCUGAGCAGGGUGCACCCAAAACUGUUUGAGGACCAGUUGCUCGUUCAACAACUCUACUUGUCUGACAACCAGCUGGAAUCUCUCCCGCUGGGCCUCUUGGACGUUUUUCUCACCCAGAACAUGGUGAGGCUUCACGGAAACCCCUGGAAGUGUGACUGCCACAUAUCGUACCUACACGACUGGGUGCUGAGAAACAGCCAAAACAUAGACAUGCUGGACCUCAUGCUCUGCGAGAGCCCCGGCUUUUUAAAAAGACGAACAGUCGUGUCCGUCGACAGAGACCAGCUUGUGUGUCAGGUGUCUGCAGAUGAGAUGCCUGAUCUCAGCAGCUGUAGCCUACAAGCAUCCAAUGACACCAUGAUUGUCAAAUGUAAAGUGGAUAAAUGUUCCCCCCUCUCGGUGAAGGUGCAGUUUCAGGAGGAGGACGGCAAUAUUAAGGAGCACAUUGUGAAAAAUGAGCCUCAACAUUCUCAAUGCAGCAAUCACACAAGGAUCGAGAGCCCCAUUCCGUGAAUGUCCCUGUUAUUGAGAUUCUGUGUCCAAAUACUGAAUGACCUCGUACAUUUGCUGUUUCUUUAUACUAAAAGUCACAAUAUACAGUAUGUUCUGACCGUCAACAAUGUCAACAAACCUCUGACUAAGCAGCUGAUAACCAGCAAACUGCUGGAUGAUAAGAAGGGUGCAUGAACCCUCUUCUGGUAAAGUUCAAAGUUCAACCCAAUACUUUUGAACAUCUGAAAAGUACUAUGAGAAACGUGUAUUGUGUUUUGACUGUGGUGCAUUUGAUCUCCGGGCCUCCAGUUCUCCGCUUCAUAUUAUUCAGUCUGCAUACAUUCGAGCUUCUUCGCUAAACCUACAGCUGGAGACAAAAGUCAAAAAGAAAAAAAAGAACAACAAGUGCAGAAUAGGGGAUGAUUGUUUUCAUAUGUCCAUAAUGUCCAUUCACAGUAUUUUGUGGUUCUACAAAAUAUUGGAAAAUAAACAGGAACAACUGUUCAUGUAAUAAAAUAUAUCAUUUUCCUCAUCAA
Messenger RNA from Scophthalmus maximus (turbot), 2791 nucleotides. RefSeq names its product carboxypeptidase N subunit 2. Lineage: Eukaryota; Metazoa; Chordata; Actinopteri; Pleuronectiformes; Scophthalmidae. The record is from RefSeq and is a predicted model, not a curated record. The coding region runs from base 702 to 2276 and encodes 524 amino acids. Gene Ontology annotation, molecular function: protein binding. The transcript has 2 exons.